Messenger RNA from Lathyrus sativus (Indian pea), 831 nucleotides. The record is from the annotation of a GenBank genome assembly. Lineage: Eukaryota; Viridiplantae; Streptophyta; Magnoliopsida; Fabales; Fabaceae.
AUGGCUUCACGUUCCAUCACUGCAAAUGAAGCAGAAACUGAGAUUGCAAUGUUUCCAAAUUGGCUCGAUCUUCCUAGAGACAUCACCGCAAAUAUCCUGCGGAGGGUUGGAACCUAUGAAAUUGUGACAAGUCUGUGUGAAGUGUGCUCUCUAUGGUGGAACAUAUGCAAAGAUCCUAUCAUGUGGCGCACUAUUCACAUGACCAGUUUAUGGAUGCCACCCUACCCUAACUAUAAUUUGGAUUUGGUAAAAAUUUGUUGCAUUGCUAUUGAACGAAGUUGUGGUCAUUUGGAAGACAUUGACGUUAACUCUUUUGCCACUGAUGAUCUUCUUGAAUGCAUGGCUAACAAUGCGAAUAAUCUUCAAUACAUGAGGUUAGUUUUUUGUCGAGAAAUUUCAGAUAAAAAAUUCGGUGAUACAGUGAGAAGGCUUCCCCGAUUAGAGAAGCUUGACAUUUCAUACACCAACAUAUCCAUCGAUUCUCUUGAAGCUAUUGGAAGAUCUUGUCCUCUUUUGAAAUCCCUCAAAUUUUCAAAAAUGGUAUUUAAAGCUAACGAGUGUGAUGACAAUGUGGCAUUUGUUAUUGCAGAAACAAUGUCUGGAUUAUGCCAUCUUGAUAUUGAAGGAUAUACGUUUACUAACGUUGGAUUGCUUGCAAUUAUUGAUGAGUGCCCUCUUCUCGAGUCUCUUGACAUUAUAACUUGUGAUAUUUUUGAUUUGAGUCAAAGUUUGAAGACAAGGUGCUUUGAGGAAAUUAAAUAUUUGCGGCUGCCAUUUAAGUAUACAUAUCCAAACUUUUAUAACGAACUUUUUCGAAGUCGGAACCUUUAG